Molecule: messenger RNA, 6630 nt
Organism: Armigeres subalbatus
Lineage: Eukaryota; Metazoa; Arthropoda; Insecta; Diptera; Culicidae
Gene: rdgB
Product: protein retinal degeneration B
Exons: 9
Coding region: 1524-5231 (1235 amino acids)
Biological process (GO): phospholipid transport
Cellular component (GO): cytoplasm
Molecular function (GO): phosphatidylinositol binding; phosphatidylinositol transfer activity; metal ion binding
Source: RefSeq, a predicted model, not a curated record
AGUCGUACUCGGGACUCGGUGAGGAUAUCAAGCAAAUCGCGGAGAAGCACUGCGCUAGUGACGAUACAGCAGUGAGCAACAACUGGCAUUAACCUAUCAGUGCCAGUGAACACUUUGUGUGUGGAGUGUAACAAGAGCUGGGGGGGCUGCCAGUGAAUAGGUGCCCAAGUCUGGGGGAGCCAGUGACCGCCACGGGUGAAAAACGCACUAAGGAGCAGUGCGCUGCUGCCUCUUUGAAGUGCAAAUCUUCUCCUGUAUUGCAUUACAGCCGUAGCAGCAGGCAGGAAGGGCAUAAUAUCUGUGACGUGCGUGGUGACGGUGCGGUGGUGGCCAUCUCCCUGGGCGGUGAUUGCCAAUCAAAGUGAAAGAACAGAGUUGUAGGAAUUUUCGCUUUGUUGAUCAUCAUCGGUUUAGUUGGAUGGAAUAUUUCCUUCAGCUGCUGUGCCCGAGAAGAAAAGGACCAACGAGAAAUUGCUAUGGCUGCUGCGAUGAUGUGAAUUGAAGGGAAAUUGGAUGUUAUUUCCAGCCUGCUAGGAUGAGGAGGGAAUAUCGGGAGGAAGUGCAUGAAAGGAAGUGAUUAAUCAACCGUAUGUAAAUGUGAUUACAGCGGAGGAAGACCACUCAGUGGAUAAUCGCGGCUCACCGAAGGUGGUGCGAUAGUGCUACGUCGAAGGAAAAAGGAAGAAAGUGUCCUUGAGUCUCAGCCACAGGAAGAGCCAGGUGCAAUCGUGGAAUGUGACGUCUUAGUUGUGUGAAGGCUUUUAAUUAGAUUUGAAUUGCUGCGUGGAGGAAGACUGAAGGCAAGAACGAAGAAAGCGGGAGAGGACGAAAUUUUCCCACUCGUCUCUGUGCAUGGUCCCACACAUUUGCCAAUUAAGCUCCCUUCUUCUCGCAUGCGGGUGGUAGCUGCCUACAUGUUUUUUUGCCAAGCAGUGUUGUCGCAUAAUCAAAUUUAUCUGAAAAGGUGUGACGACAGACGGUGCUUCCGAACCAGAGAAAAUGGUCCCAAUUAAGAGCGAUCAUCAUCAUCGUCAUCAUCAUCACAACCGUCGUCAUCAGCGGCUAAGCAAACAUCCAAGCCGAUAUUAAGGGACAUAGUGGGUCUGACCGUAACACACCCAGCAACCAUGACAGCAGCUACGGCACUUGUUCCGGAUGGUCCUACUGGGAUCCUUACACUACCUGCAGUUACUUUCCGCAGGCACCAGAAGUGAAAAUUUAUCCGUCCGACGCCAAGCGCCGUGGAAGCCAAACACCCUUCUACCACUAUCGGACCAUCUGAUGCAAAAAAGCUCAACCACAGAGAGUGGCAAAGUGUUGCUAUCAAUUGACACAAACUGUGUCAGCGUCGUCGUUGUCGGGGGCGAGAACCGCCAAAGCGUGGGUGUUAUCAAGGGAGACACGAGCAGGACACAGUAUCCGCCUCCACCCGUGUGGGGGGGCGCAGUGAGUGACUGUGGGUGUGUGUAUAUUCGCGUCUUUGCUUUGGGCACCGAGCAGAACUAAAAAGGGAAAGCUUCACCAUGCUGAUAAAGGAGUAUCGGAUACCGCUACCGCUGACGGUAGAGGAGUAUCGGAUAGCGCAGCUCUACAUGAUAGCGAAAAAAAGCCGCGACGAAAGUAAAGGCGCCGGAAGUGGGGUAGAAAUCAUCGUAAACGAACCAUAUGAGGAGGGACCCGGCGGUAAAGGAGGUCAAUACACGAGAAAAAUCUAUCACGUGGGCAGCCACCUACCGGGAUGGAUCAAGGGUCUGCUACCGAAGAGUGCUCUCACCGUAGAGGAGGAGGCGUGGAAUGCCUACCCGUACACGAAAACCCGCUACACGUGCCCUUUCGUAGAGAAGUUCUCGCUGGAAAUCGAAACAUAUUACUUUGGCGACAACGGCCACCAGGAGAACGUGUUCAAGCUCAGUGGAAGUGAUUUGCGGAACCGUCUGGUCGAUACCAUCGACAUUGUCAAGGAUCAGCUCUAUGGAGCGGACUACACCAAAGAGGAGGAUCCCACGUUGUACUGCUCGGAGAAAACCGGCAGAGGACCGUUGGGAGAAACGUGGUUAGCGGACUACUGGGAAGAGGUACGAGACAAAAGCCAACCGACGGCGCGAAAUAUGUCACUGAUGUGUGCCUACAAGCUGUGCCGAGUGGAGUUCCGGUAUUGGGGCAUGCAGACGAAGUUGGAGAAGUUUAUCCACGAUGUGGCGCUGCGGAAAACGAUGGUUCGGGCCCAUCGACAAGCAUGGGCUUGGCAGGACGAAUGGCACGGGUUAACCAUGGACGAUAUCCGUGAGAUCGAGCGGCAAACGCAGCUUGCCCUGCAGAAGAAGAUGGGUAAUGAAGAUGACGAAGAUGAAGAUCCCAGCGCAUCGGAAAACAACAGCCGGCAGUCAAAUCAGUUUAACUCGAUCGAGAAAACCGAGGAAAACUCCACUCCGCAGGUGAUGAAAAAGACAUCAAUGGCGCCUCCCUCACCUCCGGAACAGCCGCCACGACAAACGAUGCACCCAUAUGGCCAGGUGCCGGUUCUGCAGCAGCCGCCCAAAGUUAAGAAAACGGCACCGGUGACAGCCACGGAUGCGAUUAGUUCUGACGAGGAGGAUGAGGAAGAAGACAACCGCAGGGAUGAAGAUGAUGGAACAAAUCUACACAACCAGCACAGCAAUCACUUGAGUAGUGCCGGCGGUGUGGCGAAACAUUUUGCCGGAUCCAAGGGACAACUGCAUUCGCCGCUCGGAUCGGCACAAAGUUUUGAUUUGCAGGUCGCAAAUUGGCGAAUGGAAAAGCUGGAAGUGGAGUCCAAAUCCGGCUCCGAAGAGGAAUUCUUCGACUGUUUAGGAGACAUGGGGGAGCACUCAUCCCUUGCCAAAUGGAGCUCGCUGGAAUUGCUCGCUGAGGAGGACGAUAGUCCUCCGCUGCCCAGCGCCAACAAACAUCAAGAGGACUCUAUCUUCAGUCACAGUUACCUGCAACGAGUCGCAUCGGAGCGCGGCAGUCGCCGUCCCACGCUUGGAGCCUCGUCCAGCUUAGAUCGCGGCAACGGACCGGGUGAUUCGCCACCUGGGUCACCGGGGCUUCCUUCCUGUCCGACCACAGUCCUUGUACUCAUCAUGCAUGCCGGCAGCGUUCUGGAUGCCAACUCGGACAUGACGGCGAAGAAGUCGGACGUGACGACGUUCCGAGGGGCGUUUGAAUCGGUCAUGCGCCAACACUAUCCCUCUCUGGUGGGUCAUGUGGUUAUUCGACUGGUUCCGUGUCCGUCUGUGUGUACCGACGCGCUAGGCAUUCUCUCUAGCCUCAGUCCUUACUCGUUCGACGCAUCGCCCUCGACGGCGGAUAUUCCCACCCUUACGGAUAUCCCAAUUGGAGCCAUUCCACUUCUGACGACGUGUUCACCGGACUUUCAGGAUGCAGUAAACCGCUCUGUUGCCAGUGCCAAUAUGGUGUACGCCGAAUUCCUGAAGACCGACGAAGGCAAGGGGUUCAGUGGGCAAGUUGCUCUGGUUGGAGACUCUAUGGGUGGCGUUCUGGCUCACGAUGCACUGUGUAGAAUCAAUGCUCGACACGGAAGCGAAGCUUCCGGAUUGGAUCACAUGGUAGACUUUAUGGAAGUGAAUGACUUGGAUGUUAACAGGCUGCUGACAGCACCAUCCCCGCGAAGACGAUCUUCGUCAACCAGCGACUCGCGGCUUCCCAAAUUUGAGUUCGAAGUCGGUGACUUUUUCAUGUUCGGCAGCCCGUUGGCCGUUAUCCUCGCUUCUCGUCGUCUGAGCGAUUCACGUAGCGGAACCGGCAAGCCGGCUUGUUCGCAGAUCUACAAUCUAUUCCAUCCGACUGAUCCAACCGCAUCCCGCCUAGAACCCCUGUUGAGUGCUCGUUUCUCAAUGCUUGCACCCGUCAACGUUCCUCGGUAUGCCAAAUAUCCUCUCGGAAAUGGACAACCGUACCACCUUCUGGAGCUGAUCCAAUCCAGUCCGCAGAUCUUCAGUGAUGGGCCUCCACCUCGACGACUUUCGGAUGCCUCAAUCCAGAGCACCGUAUCCGGAAUGAUCGAUAAUGUCCCGCUGACCACAAUCAACCAACUACAGCAACGCUGGUGGGGAUCCAAACGCCUCGACUACGCUCUCUACUGCCCGGAAGGCCUCAGCAACUUCCCGGCACACGCUUUACCACACCUGUUCCACGCAAGCUACUGGGAAUCUAGCGACGUGAUCGCGUUUAUCCUUCGCCAGAUCGGCCGCUUCGAUAAUCUAACCUUGAUCGGUUCGGAGGACAAAGAAGUUUCAUCAUUCCGACCGGCGCAAGCCCGGGAAAAAUGGAACAAAAAACGGACUUCCGUGAAGCUGAAAAACGUUACCGCGAACCACAGAGCCAAUGACGUGAUCGUGAAGGAUGGUGAAUCGCAGAAGAUGGUUGCGCGGUUUAUGUAUGGACCGCUGGACAUGAUUACGUUGGCUGGUGAAAAGGUCGACAUUCACCUAAUGAAGGAUCCCCCUGGUGGUGAGUGGCACCUUAUGGCGACCGAGACCACUGAUAAGAAUGGUCGCAUUACCUACGUCCUGCCGGAUGAACGCUCACUGGGCUACGGGAUCUAUCCGGUGAAGAUGGUUGUGAGAGGCGAUCACACCUCGGUUGAUUUCUACCUUGCCGUGGUUCCUCCGCGUACGGAAUGCGUUGUGUUCAGCAUAGAUGGGUCCUUUACAGCAUCGGUUUCGGUAACCGGGAAGGAUCCCAAAGUUCGAGCUGGCGCCGUUGACGUUUGCAGACAUUGGCAGGAACUGGGAUAUCUGUUGAUCUACAUUACGGGUCGACCAGAUAUGCAACAGCAGCGGGUCAUGUCUUGGUUGAGUCAGCAUAACUUUCCGCAUGGACUGGUAUCCUUCGCCGAUGGACUAACUACGGAUCCCCUGGGUCAUAAGGCAGCCUACUUGAACAAUCUGAUUCAGAACCAUGGUCUGAUAGUGCACCUUGCGUAUGGAAGUAGCAAGGACAUCAGCGUAUACACCAGCCUGGGACUGAAACCUAAGCAGAUCUUCAUCGUGGGGAAGGUGAGCAAAAAGCUCCAACCCCUGGCGACCCCGUUGACCGAAGGUUACGCUUCGCACCUGGCUACACUGGUAACGCCGGGUGGAUCACGUCCCGCCCAGGGCAAUGCCCGGAUGGUGAUACCGCGGGGCUGUUUCAACCUACCCGGCCAGCAUCAGUCCAUUCGCAGGCGAAGGUUUGUUCCCGGUUAACUGUAAUGGCGACCACAACCGCCGACGACGGCGCCACUACGCUCUAUCAUUCCCCCUCGUAUUCACACCACGACCACAUCCGCAACCACCAAGCACGCCUGUUUGUAUGUUCCCCUGAACACCUCCACCACCACGACCAAGACACGAUUCCUCAACAUCUAGCAAUGAAGCGGGAGUACCCUCGCCGGUGCGAAGCGGGUUCCUGAAGCGGAAAACAUAUCUACACUAAGCUGGUUAGGGCAGGUGACCUGUCUUCUACGCGAACUCGGUCGAGGGAUUCGGAGCUUCUACUGUUUGUGCAACACUCGUGAUCGCAACUACACGCACCCCAUCAACGCUUUUACAUUAUGCCAUGAGGAGGAUUCGUGGAAUGGCGCUGCUCUUGGAUACAAUAAUGGGAACUAUGGUUGGAUUCUGUCACUUGGUACCUGGCUCACAGAAGACUGUCUCUUACCUGUUGUAAGAACGAUAUACCGUUCAUCAAACGUGUUAAGCAUGGAAGAAUAAAAGCAAAACCCUAAGUAUAAAUGCAAUCGUACGCAAAUAAGAAGGACGAUGAAGCAAAGAAAUGGAGAGCAAGCAUAUAACUAAUGAAGAAAGUAUUAAAAUUGUAAUCUCGUUAGUUUAGUAUGAUAAGUUAGAAUAGUGUAAAUGUAAAACAAAACUUCGUAACGAACACACUUGUUGGAAUUUGUGUACAAAUAGACGAAGCAGAAUAACGCAGAUCCAAAUCGCUCGGAGACGAGUCUGCGGGAAGCAAUUUAUAUCAAGUUCAAAACCUGUUGUGGCUGAGUCAAAAAGGACACAAUCAUUGAAUAUCAAAUUCGGAAGCUGCUGCAGCUUCGUAAGUGUUUGUUAAUGUCCUUUCGCUAGGAUAGGAGAUUCUAGUAGUAAUGAGAGCAUAUUGAACAAUUGGAUGUUCGUUGAUAUUUAAAUACCCAUAAACGCUACCGAAACAAACAAAAAAGGCGCGAGGGUUUUGGCGUUUGGAAGGAAAUCUCAGAUAUAAGAAUCAAUUGUUAGUGUUCAGAAGGAUUUAAUAAGAAUAUGUCAGCGUUUAGUUGAGGACAAGAUGUGACGGGAAAGGAAAGCCAAGAUAUUCUAAAUAGAUAUUUGUUAAACUCUUAUACAUACGAUAGAAAUCAAAUUUAUAAAGGUUGUUAAUUUCAAAUGGGAAAACAUAUUAUAGAUGGCAGACGGGUAUCAAACUCAUGCACGCAUUUCCUAUUUUAUAUCAUUGUUUCAAGAUGUCAUUUAGUACCUUCGCGAUCGGACAAAAUAUUUUACUGAAAUGGACAGGUCUCACCUUCUGGCUGUUUUUUAGUGGAUCCAACUUGAUAUUAUUGUGACAAAUAAAUCUCAUUGUUCGAAUUUAUUACCGGAAGAGAAUAUCAUCAAA